GGUACCGUCAGAGCCCUGUGUGUGUGCGUGAGUGUGUGUGCUGGAGAGGGAGGGCAGCCGUGGCUCAAGGUGUCAGAAGGGAGGGUGGUUUAAAUUUAACUGCAACAGGGCUGAUAUCUGCAUGGCAGGUCCUGUCUCUCCCCCUGUGCUCUCUCUUUCUCUCUCACACACACACAGUCUGUCUUCACAGUCCCCAGCCACAGACAUCAUCAAACACACACACUCACACAUGCACACAGCAGCAGCUCCCUCAGUCUGUCAGGAGACGCUCCUCUUCCUUCUCUAGCACCUAUCAGACCACCUGGAUUGUACGAGAGGCCAGCUGGGGACGCGACGGCGGAGAGAAAAGGGGGACGCUCACCGUCGGGAAGGAGAGCAGAGCGAAGGGGAAAAAAAAAAAAAAAAAAUCACACUGAGGAUAACGCUUCAUCCAAACCGGCAGGCUGAAGGCACAGCCAGUGGCACUGCAGAGGCACAACAGCACAGAGGGCUAAGGCUUCGCUGCGAGAGUGUCAGACUGUACAAAGGUUCAUCCCUCUCAAGACAAGUCAAGUCAGGUAGAGGAACAUGCGAUCCCGCAGCAACAGUCUGGAAGACAUAACCAAGGCCAAGCCAGUGCUGCAGCAGCAGGCGGACACACGCAAGCGAUCUGCAGAGCGAGAGGAGCCCUCAGGAAGAGCUGAGCGCCGCAGCCGACACCGCGAGCCACCGGACGACACCGGCACCAUUCAGCGGAAUCACAAGAUGGCCAAGAACAGCACCUGUGCCGGCGGGAGUGGCGGUGCCGGUGCUACUAAGGGCGGCCGGAGGGAAAAGGGCAGGGACCUUUCCCGAGAUGACCUCGUCUUUCUGCUGAGCUUGCUGGAGGGAGAGCUACAGGCGAGAGACGAGGUGAUCACAGUGCUGAAGGCAGAGAAAAUUGACUUGGCCCUGCUAGAAGCAAAAUAUGGCUUUGUCACACCACAGAAGGUCCUGCAGGCCCUGCAGAGAGACGCCAUCCAGGGCAAGGCUGAAGACUUCCAGGAGGACAUUUAUGAGAAGCCCAUGGUAGAGCUGGAUAAAUUAGUGGAGAAGCAGAGGGAGACACACCGGCGGAUGCUGGAGCAGCUGUUGAUGGUGGAGCAGUCGCACAAACAGACCCUGUACAAGCUGGAGGAUGAGAAGAGGAAUCACGGAGAGUUCAUGAAGAAGAGCGACGAGUUCACCAACCUGCUGGAGCAGGAGCGCGAGAGGUUGAAGCUGUUAAUUGAUCAGGAAAAGGCCUACCAAGAGAGAAGAGACGAAGAGAACAAUAAAAAGGUCACAAGCCUGAAAGAGGAGCUCACAAAACUCAAGUCAUUUGCGUUGAUGGUUGUGGAUGAACAGCAGCGUCUCACUGAGCAGCUGAAUCAACAAACAGCUAAGGUCCAAGAACUGAGUGCCAGUGCUUCACAAGCCCAGGAGGAGUUGAGCUCAGCUAAUGCCCGUCUGCAGGAAGAGGAGCAAAAGGUCUUUCGCUUGGAGUCUGAGCUGCGUGACCAAGCUUGUCGAUACCAUCAGGAACAAGAGACCAUGACCGCCAAAUUGACCAGCGAGGAUGCCCAAAGCAGGCAGCUGCGCCAGAAACUGUCAACUCUCAGCAGGCAGCUUGAUGAGCUGGAGGAGACCAACAAAACCUUGCGCAGAGCCGAGGAAGAACUGCAGGAGCUGAGGGACAAAAUUAGCCGCGGUGAGUGUGGAAACUCUAGCCUCAUGUCUGAGCUUGAAGAGUUACGGAAAAGGGUACUUGAAAUGGAGGGAAAGGAUGAAGAGUUGAUCAGAAUGGAGGACCACUGCAGGGACCUCAACAAAAAACUGGAGAAAGAGGCCAACCAAAGCCGAAGCCUGAAGGCUGAAGUUGAUAAACUGAACCACAGAAUUAUGGACUUAGAAAAAUUAGAAGAUGCAUUCAGCAAGAGCAAACAAGAAUGCAGCUCACUCAAAAGUAACCUGGAGAAGGAGAGGACAGUGUCAAAGGUUCUGACCAGUGAGCUGGAAGUCUUGCAAGUCAGGGUCAAAGAACUGGAGGCAGCUGAAACCCAACUGGGAAAGACAGAGCUGACACUGAAGGAAGAUCUAACCAAGCUAAAGACUCUGACCGUCAUGCUGGUGGAUGAGAGGAAGGCAAUGGCGGAGAAGCUAAAGCAAAUGGAGAACAAGGUCCAGAACAGCACUGGCAAACUUCAGGCUGAGCAGGACAAAGUAACGUCAGUCACAGAGAAGCUAAUUGAGGAGAGCAAGAAAGCACUGAGGUCAAAGGCUGAGCUGGAGGAGAAAAUGUGCAGCGCUACAAAGGAAAGGGAUGACUUGAAGGCCAAGUUGAGGGCUGAGGAGGAAAAGAGCAAUGAUUUGGAGUCAAAGAUCAAUAUGAUGAAGAAAAGGCUUCAAUCGCUCGAGACCAUAGAAAGGGAAUACCUGAGAAACAAAGCUAAAGAGGAGCAUAUCAAAGCACCUAUUGCUAACCGCUUCCAACAGGAGGACAACAAAGUAAAGGAUUUGACGCAGGAGGUUGAACGCCUCAGGUGCAAAUUAAAGGACAUGAAAGUGGUAGAGGGUGAUUUAUUAAAAACAGAGGAGUUUGAAUCACUGGAGAAAAGAUUCAACAAUGAACAAGAGAAAGCUAAAGCCUUGAUGGAAGAGCUGGAAAUAUCCAGAAAAGAACUUUCAAAGUAUCAACUGGCUGAAAAGAAAGAGUGCAACCAAGAGCACGUUCUUUAUAAGCGUUUGAAGGAUGAGGAGGCAAAGUCCAGUCAUCUGACCAGAGAGGUAGCAGCUCUGAAAGAGAAGAUUCACGAGUACAUGGGAACAGAGGAGUCCAUUUGCCGCAUGAAAACUGACCACUCUACACUGCAAAGAAAACUGACUCAGCAGGAGGUCAGAAACAAAGAACUGGCCAGAGAAAUGGAGACACUCACUCGAGAGCUUGAAAGAUACAGACGAUUUAGCAAAAGUCUUCGCCCUGGCAUGAAUGGGAGACGCUUUUCAGACCUUCAUGUUGCUACCAAGGAAGUUCAGACAGAGCCACUUGACCUCAUGUCUCCCAACUGCAAGACAGUGGCCCCACUGGAACGUGCUGUGGUGAACGGCAAGCUUUAUGACGAGAGUGAGCCUGAAGAAAAUGCAAAUUACAGCAACGAACUUCAGCUCACCAAAUGCAGCCCCUCACUUAUCAACAAUGUAAAUAACCUAAACAACAACAUGAGACGAGCCCGAGUCCCAUUCCUGAAAAACAAAGACACCCCCCAUCAGGUGAAUGGCAAAGUGCAGCCACGGCAGAAUGGCAACCACGUCCAGCCUGGAGAUGUUGUGUUGACCCACAGUCCUGGCCAGCCUCUGCAUAUUAAAGUGACUCCUGAUCACGGGCACAACACAGCAACGCUAGAAAUCACCAGCCCGACCACAGAAAACACCCAGUCAUUCACCAGCACUGCCGUCAUACCCACAAGUGGAGGUCCACCCAAACAGAGAAUUACCAUCAUCCAGAAUGCCUCCAUAUCCCCCACUGCAAAAUCCAUUUCCCCAACAAGAAAAUCUAAAGGUUCCCCUAUGUCUGAUGAGCCGUGUUCACCAGAUAGGGCCCUAUCACCUUUCACUAUGGCUACAUACUCCAGAGCAAUGACCCCAGACUCUUGUGGCUCUGUAACACCAGACAGAGCCAUGUCACCUAUACAAAUUGUGUCAGUCACAACGGGCACCCCUGACCGCUCCCACUCCACAGAGCCAGUGGAGGUCGUUGGAGGGCAUGCCGUCUUCCGCGUGACCCCGGAAAGGCAGAGCAACUGGCAGGUCCAGAGAUCUAACAGCUCGGGACCAAACGUCAUCACCACAGAGGACAACAAAAUCCACAUUCACUUAGGCAGCCCCUUCAUUCAGAGCAUCACCACUCCGUCACAAACACUGAGUCCAUGCCACACACCUGGACUCCAGGAGCAAAGGACUCAGGUGCUUGCAAACUGCAGUACUCCUACUGCCAAAGGCAACAGCAAAAUCACAAGUAGCAUCAUGAUUAAGCCCACCUCCACCCCAAUCCAAAGGCCAUCACAAAUUACAAUACCUCUAGAAGCAUUCCGACGACCAGGACCUACAAGAAUCCCAAAACCGAAAAGUUACAGCUCCCAGAAAGGGGCAAACAGCACGGCAGUUAACAUGGGACUGCAGAACAAGAGUCAGCCGCCACAGACUCAUCUAACCACUGGGAAAGAGCAGCACGCACACUCGCCUGCAGCACACAACAACAACCCAAAUCUAGUGAACCGCAGACUGUGACAUCAGUGAGACUUGUUUUAUUUAAAAAAAAAUCUUUUGGGGUCAAAGGUCAGCUUACACCUACACUAAAAACAUCCAUCCUCAUGCUUACUAAAAAUCUAAAAUGAGGGAUUUUCUCAACGUAUUGUUUUGCAAACUACCUGCAAAAGAAAAAUAACAGUAGAAUUAAAACUGUUGGUACUGCUUUAUUCUUUACUAAAUCUUUUAAGAUAUGAACUGUUCCACUGUAACCUACUCCUCAUCUGUGGUGCUCUGAAAGCUGCAAAAUCUAACUGUUGAUUGUGUCAAUAUUCUGUUCAAUGUGUAAACAGUAUUAAAAAAAACAGACAUAAAAACAUUUUUAGAAAGUAGCUCCUGUGUGAGGAUGUCACUGUGAUCAAAAUAAAUGAAACUGAAGAGUAAUAUUAGAACACUAAGCGUGUUAUAUUGUCAUGUUGUCAAAUUAAAAUGAAUGUUUAUUUGUAUUGUGACUCUUUGUGUUCAUCCUUGAUGACUUUAUCUGUUGUCAAAUACAGAUAAUGGAACAGCCAUUUAUCCAUUUCUAGGGAUGGAACACAGAUAUUUUUAAAAUAAGUGGCAAUAAUGUAUAUAAGUGUAUAACUGAUGUGUUGUAACGCAGCUCCUUGAUAGUAAUAAUCUCUCAAAUGUGACAUUUGUGUUAUUUUUGGUUAUCAAUAAAGACUUUUUAUACCUUGAACAAGA
Lates calcarifer (barramundi perch) is the source of this 4986-nucleotide messenger RNA. RefSeq names its product filamin A interacting protein 1-like (gene filip1l). The transcript has 7 exons. Lineage: Eukaryota; Metazoa; Chordata; Actinopteri; Centropomidae. The coding region runs from base 568 to 4284 and encodes 1238 amino acids. The record is from RefSeq and is a predicted model, not a curated record.